GGGUGUGGUCUUCAACAAAGCUUGAUUGAGAGAUCACAUCACCGUUGACGAUUCUGGCAGGACGGUCCGUCUAAAUUUGAAUAAACAUCACGAAACGUGUUUUUGCUCGUUUUUUUCACUGGAUAAUUUUUGUGAGAUCGAGCCGCGUCGGUUCGCUGUUCAAUAACAGGCCGAAAGUGACGGCAGGCAUGAGGAUUGCACAUCUCUCUCUGGAAAUGCAUCAGUUCCGCCGGGCUGCCUCGUGACUCCAGCAGCGACCGAGAGGAGGACCGCGGAGGAGACAGCAGAUGAUCCGGGCCCCCGUCACCUCCGGUCCGCUCCCCUGAAGCGCGUGUGCACGCCGGGACCAGGAGCACCAGAGGCGGCUGCACGGGGAGGCGCUGAAAUGAGAUGAGGCUCAGACAUGGAACUGUUGCCACUGCGAUUAUCUUCUUCACGUCGUUUCUCAGUCUGUCCUGGUACACGGCUUGGCAAAAUGGCAAAGAAAAGUUGGUAGCCUAUCAGAGGGAGUUCCAUUCCCUGAGGGAGCGUCUGCGUGUGGCGGAGCACCGAACCCUCCAGCGCUCCUCUGAGCUCAACGCCAUCCUCGAGCAGUUCAGACGCGCCAUUGCAGAAACCAACGGCAGCAAAGAUGCUCUCUCCAACUUCUCAGAUGAGACACAGAAGUUGCUGAAGGAGUUGGCUCACAGGAAGCCCCUCCAUGUGCCAAAUAUCUACCACCAUCUGCCUCACUUGCUAAACAAUGAAGGCAGCCUGCACCCUGCUGUACAGGUGGGCCAGGGACGUACCGGAGUUUCCAUAGUGAUGGGCAUCCCCACGGUGAAGCGGAAAGUAAAGUCAUACCUGUCAGAGACGCUUCAUUCACUCAUCGAUAAACUCUCGGCGGAGGAGAAGCUCGACUGCGUCAUCAUAGUGUUCGUGGGAGAGACGGACAUAGAUUACGUAAACAGUGUGGUUGCAGGCCUUGAAAAAGAGUUCUACACAGAGCUGAAUUCUGGGUUACUGGAGGUCAUAUCUCCCCCUGCCAGCUACUACCCAGACUUCAGCAACUUAAAAGAGACAUUUGGUGACUCAAAGGAGCGGGUGAAAUGGAGGACCAAGCAGAACUUGGACUAUUCCUUUCUAAUGAUGUAUGCCGUGAACAAAGGGGUCUAUUAUGUCCAGUUGGAGGACGACAUCGUUGCCAAGCCCAACUAUUUUGCCACCAUGAAAAACUUUGCUCUACAACUCGCCACUGAGGACUGGAUGAUCCUUGAGUUUUCACAGCUGGGCUUCAUUGGUAAGAUGUUCCAAGCCCCAGAUCUAAAUCUCAUUGUGGAGUUUAUCUUCAUGUUUUAUAAGGAGAAGCCCAUUGAUUGGCUCCUGGAUCACAUACUCUGGGUCAAAGUGUGCAACCCAGAGAAAGAUGCUAAGCACUGUGAUAGACAGAAGUCGAGUCUGCGCAUUCGUUUCAGGCCCUCUUUGUUUCAGCACGUAGGCCUACACUCCUCCCUUGCUGGGAAAAUCCAGAAACUCACGGAUAAAGACUUCCUGAAACCACUGCUUCAUAAGAUUCAUGUGAACCCGCCGGCGGAGGUGUCCACCUCUCUAAAAGUGUAUCAAGGUCAUACACUUGAGAAGACAUACAUGGGCGAGGACUUUUUCUGGGCCAUUACUCCAAUGGCUGGAGACUACGUCCUGUUCAAGUUUGAUCGUCCCGUCAACAUAGAAAGGUUCCUUUUUCGCAGUGGAAACCAAGAGCACCCAGGAGACAAAAUAGAGAACACUACUGUCGAGUUCCUGCCCUUUUCGGAUGCUGAAUUGAAGACCAAAGAGAAGUACAAACGAACAGAAGAUCGGUUCUAUAAGCUUGCUCAGUUUGAGAAAGGAGUGGUGGAGGGGACGGUUGACCCUGCCUUUAACCCUGUGGUGGCUGUUCGUCUAACGGUCCAGAAGGACUCCGCCGUGUGGGCCAUUAUUAGCGAGAUCCAUAUCAAGAGGAUACCUGGGUAACUACCUGAAUGUCUCCAGUGGUCACCUAGACAGGGACGUGCUGCUCGCAUCUACAGCGGAUCGAGUGACCCUCACAUUAUCAGAGUGCGUGGAGGAACCCUGGCUUUGUGCUUCACCUCUUAAACUUUACUUUUCCUCUUUUUUUCUUCUUCUCGUCAUCCUCUGGUAGUUUUGACAUUCUCUCUUCUCUUCUACUUGCCUUGGCCUCUUUCUUCAGACUUCGUGUUACCUUUUACUAUUCCCUGAAUUCUGUUGUGUGGAUGUGACUACUACUGUACAGAAAAAAAACCAAGCAAACACUUUUUGACAGAAUGUUUCCAGACACUAAAUUUGUGUCGUGGAGAAUUGCAAUCAUCGCUGUCAUUAAGGUUUGAAGUUCAGGAUUCAAAGCUACACCAAUGCUGGAUAAGUUAAUAUCCCCUACUGAUGAAGAUUGUCCUCAGCGCUCUGCCGUCAUGGACUGUAACUGACCAUAAACUUUGGGUCAGAAAAACACGGCUGGAUUUCAGCUUAGAGAUGAACAAGUGGGAUGAAAGAAAUGUUUUUGUUUCAAAGUCCUUUUUUAGGUUUUAGGCCGCUGGUGUUUGACACUCUUUUAAGAACAUUUCGAGACCAGUUUAUUAUUUAAUUGGCUGUUUUGCCAAAAUCUUAAAACAGCAUAUCUUUGGGCGUCCACCUGGUCAACAGAAGUGGAUUUUCUUCCUCUGUGUUGGUUUAUUGUCAAUGAAUCAAUCAUGGCUUUUAAUCCGAAGGUUUUUAAUUGCUGUUAUUAUUAUGAUAAUGACGAUCUAUGAAGGUGAAUUAAUUUAUUUGAAAUAAAUCUUUAAUUUGUA
Cyprinus carpio (common carp) is the source of this 2825-nucleotide messenger RNA. Its product is annotated as alpha-1,3-mannosyl-glycoprotein 4-beta-N-acetylglucosaminyltransferase A. Gene Ontology annotation, biological process: protein N-linked glycosylation. Gene Ontology annotation, cellular component: endoplasmic reticulum-Golgi intermediate compartment; endoplasmic reticulum; Golgi stack. Gene Ontology annotation, molecular function: acetylglucosaminyltransferase activity. The record is from RefSeq and is a predicted model, not a curated record. NCBI's taxonomy places the organism in Eukaryota, Metazoa, Chordata, Actinopteri, Cypriniformes, Cyprinidae.